This is a messenger RNA of Anas platyrhynchos (mallard), 1868 nucleotides long. Lineage: Eukaryota; Metazoa; Chordata; Aves; Anseriformes; Anatidae. The record is from RefSeq and is a predicted model, not a curated record.
CCGGGCCGCGCCGCCAUGUUCGUGGCGCGCAGCAUCGCGGCGGAUCACCGCGACCUCAUCCACGAUGUCUCCUUCGACUUCCACGGGCGGCGCAUGGCCACCUGCUCCAGCGACCAGAGCGUCAAGGUCUGGGACAAAAGCGAAAACGGGGACUGGCAUUGCACUGCAAGCUGGAAGACACAUAGUGGAUCUGUGUGGCGUGUGACAUGGGCUCAUCCUGAAUUUGGGCAAGUCCUGGCUUCCUGCUCGUUUGAUAGAACAGCAGCUGUGUGGGAAGAAAUAGUGGGAGAGUCAAAUGAUAAACUCCGAGGCCAGAGUCACUGGGUAAAGAGGACCACGCUAGUAGACAGUAGGACAUCUGUUACAGAUGUGAAGUUUGCUCCCAAGCACAUGGGUCUUAUGUUAGCAACUUGUUCAGCAGAUGGGGUUGUAAGGAUUUAUGAAGCCCCUGAUGUGAUGAAUCUCAGUCAAUGGUCGCUGCAGCAUGAAAUCUCAUGUAAGCUAAGCUGCAGUUGCAUUUCUUGGAAUCCUUCAAGCUCUAGAGCACAUUCUCCAAUGAUCGCUGUAGGAAGUGAUGACAACAGUCCAAAUAUAUUGGCAAAGGUUCAAAUUUAUGAAUAUAAUGAAAAUACCAGGAAAUAUGCAAAAGCAGAAGCUCUGAUGACAGUCACAGAUCCUGUACAUGAUAUUGCGUUUGCUCCAAAUCUGGGAAGAUCGUUCCACAUUUUAGCUGUAGCAACCAAAGACGUACGAAUUUUCACACUAAAACCUCUAAGGAAAGAAUUGACUUCAUCUGGAGGAUUAACAAAAUUUGAAAUUCAUAUUGUGGCACAGUUUGAUAAUCACAAUUCCCAGGUGUGGCGAGUUAGCUGGAACAUUACAGGCACAGUGCUUGCCUCCUCUGGUGAUGAUGGCUGCGUUAGGCUCUGGAAGGCUAAUUACAUGGACAACUGGAAGUGUACUGGUAUACUGAAAGGUAACGGGAGUCCGGUCAAUGGUGGUUCCCAGCAGGGAAUUUUUAACACCUCUCUAGGUUCAGCCAACACAAGCCUACAGAAUUCACUCAAUGGAUCAUCUGCCAGCAGGUAUUUCUUUCCCCCUCUGGAUUCCCCACGGGCUGGAUCGAGAUGGUCCAGUCAUGCCCAGCUCCUUCCUCCUCCUCCUCUGAUAGAGCACUCUUGCGAUGCUGACACUGCCAACCUCCAGUAUCCUCACCCUCGCAGACGAUGUGUGUCUCGGCCUCUUAAUCUAUUACCUGAGAAUGAAGGGGUUUAGUACACGUUACUUUUAUUAAACUUGAAAGGGCCUUAUUCAGAUGUUUGUAAACACUUCCAUUCUGGCUGUUUUUGUGUUUCUUCUCUCCUACAGAAGAUUCUCAAAAUCUGGGGGCUUUUAUGCAUGUUUUGCAAAACAAACUACAGUAUUUGGAACAUGUUAUUUGUGUUUGUGCAUCAAAGGAACAUUUUAGUCUGUAGCCUUUGAUGAACACAUCAACACAUACAAACAGUAUUAUCCACAACCUAUUUACAGAGUAGCUGAAUUCAAAGUGCCUGCCCUUUUUUCUUUUUUUUUUCUUUUCUUUUCUUUUUUGGAAUCAGUUUAUUGUAGUCUUGAAUUUUUUCUUUUCUGUAUUGCACUGACAAAUGUGAAAUGUACUCUCAAAAUUAAACAUACCUUCAAGAAGCUGUUAAAUAACUAAAGGAUGAUAUUGGAUCAACUUGUAUAAAAAACAAAACAAAACCAUUCCUGUGUACACUGCAGCAAAAUACAAUUUGGAGUGUUUGGUUACUUUAAAAAUUUUCCAUCUUGCUGUAUAAAUAUUUAAAUUUUAUAAUUGUGGUUGACUAAUAAACUUAUUUUAAAAGGUC